Umbelopsis ramanniana AG is the source of this 1481-nucleotide messenger RNA. RefSeq lists its product as uncharacterized. NCBI's taxonomy places the organism in Eukaryota, Fungi, Mucoromycota, Umbelopsidomycetes, Umbelopsidales, Umbelopsidaceae. The coding region runs from base 33 to 1409 and encodes 458 amino acids. The transcript has 3 exons. The record is from RefSeq and is a predicted model, not a curated record. Gene Ontology annotation, molecular function: acyltransferase activity, transferring groups other than amino-acyl groups.
AGCAUACCUCUUUAUAGCUAUUUCACUAUACUAUGUACGAAAAAGAUCUCGGUAAUGGACUCCUUCUGAGAUGGGUCAAACCGCAAGAUGUCGAAAAGAUUGCAAAGGGUAUGGUCGACGUGUUCUCACCACCUGACAAACGCUUUGAAGCCAUAGGAGGAUGGUUCCUUCGCUAUGCUAACGGCAUGGGUGGCUUCAUGAAGAGCAGCGACGCCGUUGUGAUUGUCGAUACCAAGAAGGAAGGGCAGCCCGUGGUUGGCUUCACAUGUUAUUGGCAGGAGACCCAUAUCUUUGAAGGAAUUCCUUAUACAGCUGAGUUUGUUGGUGUCGUACCUGACCCUGAAUAUAGAGGACAACGUUUACAACAACAUAUCAUGGACGCGCUUCAUGCCAGAGCCAAUGAUGAAAAUCAUUUAGUUCAAGUCAUCAAUGGUAUUAAUUGGUAUUAUAGACAGUUUGGAUACGAAUAUGCUCUAGAGUUCGGCGAGAGAUCAAAAGUUUGGCUAAACGCCAUUCCAGAAUUAAAGGAAGGUGAACAGGAAUUUAUCAAGUACCGCCGAGCCGUCUUGGACGAUAUCGACACAAUCCAGGAAAUCGACAUGGCUCAAGUGAAGGAUGGUGCCGUCUACAUACCUUUGUCAAAGGAGUGGCUUGCCACCCAAAUCAAUGACCAUUACCAAAAGGUUGACAAUCCUAAGCACGUUGUCCUGCGAGAAGUUUUGAUACUUGAAGAUUGUGACGAUAAUAUUGUUGGAUACGUGGUCCUCCCUAAUCUCGACGCUGAGAUGACUGAGAAAGGAUCCCUUGGUGUUUAUAGUAUGGGCCUCAUCCGUGGCAUCGACACAAAGACUGCACUCUUCUCCACUAUGCGACAACUGAUUGAGUUCGCCAAAAGCGCUUUUAAGCAAGAAAGCGUUUCUGGCAUUAAAUCCUUGGCAUGGUACAUGUCUCAAUGGCACCCUGUUGUAGAGGCUAUUCCACCCACCAUGCGCAAUUUUGCCCGACUUCGAUUUGAAUCGCUUUCUUAUUAUGUACGAGUCCCUGAUCUGGCCAAAUUCCUUCAACACAUCCUCCCUGCUCUGAACCGUCGUCUCGAGCAAUCGCUCACUCACAAUAAUUACACCGGCGUUGUCAAGAUCAGUAACUAUACGCCAAGAUAUCCUGGAGUUGAGCUUAAGUUUGAAAAGGGUGUUAUCGUUGAUAUUGCUCAGUACAUCAAGAAGGAUCAGUCUAAAGACGCUUCUGUGGCAUUUUUCCCGCCACAUAGCUUUUUGCAAGUCCUCUUUGGAAAGCGAAGCAUCAAAGAACUCAUGUCAUUUUUGCCUGAUGUUUAUAUGGAGCUUGACGUUCAAGAAGUCUUGGAAGUGGUUUUCCCAAAGAGAGAGAGUGUUCUUGCUCAUUUAAUGUAGGCUUACUCCCCCCCCCCCGCAUUUCUGCUAAAAUGUAACAAUAAAUAUAUGUACGCUUUAAAGCCACAAUGC